Molecule: messenger RNA, 6904 nt
Organism: Oryzias latipes (Japanese medaka)
Lineage: Eukaryota; Metazoa; Chordata; Actinopteri; Beloniformes; Adrianichthyidae
Gene: thrb
Product: thyroid hormone receptor beta
Biological process (GO): negative regulation of transcription by RNA polymerase II; thyroid hormone receptor signaling pathway; retinoic acid receptor signaling pathway
Cellular component (GO): RNA polymerase II transcription regulator complex
Molecular function (GO): RNA polymerase II cis-regulatory region sequence-specific DNA binding; nuclear receptor activity; zinc ion binding
Source: RefSeq, a predicted model, not a curated record
AAUAAUUAGAGGUUUUUUCCUGGGGGAAAAUAAUGUUUCAAACUUCAGCCCCAAAGGAUUUAAACAGCAGAAAUGAAGUCAUUUUUUGAUAGUUUUCGAGCAGGAACAUGGCAGGAGAUGGACUGAUGAAACAAUCUGGACAGAGUUUCCUGAAGAGAAGGAUGUGACAGAACUGAUCAAAGCCCAAGUUUGGGGCUCAGAUCAGCAGAAAGGCGGCAGAAGGCUGAUCCCCUUAUUAUUGAACAGGAAGUCUGAUCAAUAUGGCCGCGUUCAGCUUGAGUCCUAUUAUCUGGAAGCAGAUCUCACUGUGCAGCUCACCAGUCUGAGGAGAAAACUGUUUUUACAAAAAUCGUGGUCGUAUCUUCUGACUUUAUGUCUUGUCCUGAAACUGAACCGUGAAGCUGGCUGUAAAAUAUCCUGUGGAUAAGCGAGUGAGGUUAAGGCUAGGAGGCCGUCCAUCCUUCAGUGCAACACUUCUCUUAGAUUUCUUCAAAUGUGUCUUGCGUUGGUCCUUUCGUCUUUCUGGACCCUCUGGGAUGGGACUCAAAGCAGGUACGACACGCAGAAGUCUUAAUCUGUGACAUUGUCAGUGGAAGUGGCCCAUUAAGGAUUUGUGGAGUGUCAGAUUAGAGCCCUGCGUCGUCAUAAAUCUCUGCCUCCCAAUUUGGCCGGGUGGUGGCAGAAGGGGGGGGAGGCUGGUGCUCUGUGGAGUCUUUGGAUUUGCUGGAAUAAAGAUUUCUUCUUCCACUUGGCUCAACCUCAUCAAGUUGUUUUCGGUCUGGGACGAGCUGCGGCUGGGCUGCUUCAUGGUCUGUACGCGGACCCCCGUUUGGAUUUCGGAGGUUUCUUCGCCGCUCUGCUGAGCUUUGACGCCAUGAACUUCUGCAUUCCGGACACGUACGAGAUGCCUCACCCAGGGGUGGGAGGCUACACCGUACAAAGCGGGGGGGAGCAUUGCAUGUAUCCAGGUGAGGGGCCCGGGUACGGACAAUACGAGCCUCAGCCACUGCACCAUCCACCCUGCAUGGAGCAGACUUGGCCCCCCAGCCAGCACUUCUCGUGCUCGUAUGCCGGGGGCUCUUCGUCCUUUAAGUCGGAGUUCAGCAGCGGCGACAUCCCUUUGAGCCACUUCCACUACCAGCCUGAGUACUUCCCUGAGGUCAAAGCCGACUUUUCACACCUGCAGUGGAUGCAAGGGGCCCACCGGAAAGGUUACAUACCGAGUUACCUGGACAAGGAUGAACUGUGUGUCGUGUGCGGGGACAAAGCCACAGGAUAUCACUAUCGCUGCAUCACCUGUGAGGGUUGCAAGGGAUUCUUCAGGCGGACCAUACAGAAAAACCUCAAUCCAACGUACGCCUGUAAGUACGAGGGGAAGUGCGUCAUCGACAAAGUGACCAGGAACCAGUGCCAGGAAUGUCGCUUCAAGAAAUGCAUAGCCGUGGGAAUGGCAACAGACUUGGUGUUGGAUGACGGCAAGCGGUUGGCCAAGAGGAAGCUCAUCGAGGAGAACCGGGAGCGCCGUCGCAAAGAGGAGCUGCAGAAAACGGCGUGGGACCGGCUGGAGCCCACCCAGGAGGAGUGGGACCUCAUCCGCCUGGUGACUGAGGCCCACACGACCACCAACGCUCAGGGCAGCCACUGGAAGCAGAAAAGGAAAUUCCUGGUCGAGGAAGCAAUGCUUCUUAAUGAAAUAACAUGUAAUUUAUUCUAUACUUCUGACCAGAGUCAGGCGGGGGGAAAGGAAACUAAGCCAGAGGAUUUUGGUCAAUCAUCCGUGGUCAGUUCACCCGAUGGAAACAAAGUGGACAUUGAAGCCUUCAGUCAGUUUACAAAAAUUAUCACCCCUGCUAUAACCAGAGUGGUGGACUUUGCCAAAAAACUGCCAAUGUUUUGCGAGCUGCCUUGUGAGGACCAGAUCAUCCUGCUGAAAGGCUGCUGCAUGGAGAUUAUGUCGCUGCGUGCCGCCGUUCGCUACGACCCGGAGAGCGAGACCUUGACGCUGAACGGCGAAAUGGCUGUCACCCGGGAUCAGCUGAAAAAUGGAGGCCUGGGCGUGGUUUCAGACGCCAUCUUUGACCUGGGCGUGUCGCUUUCCUCCUUUAACCUGGAUGACUCGGAGGUGGCUCUCCUGCAAGCUGUCAUCCUGCUCUCCUCUGAUCGUCCGGGCCUGAGCAGCACGGACCGGAUCGAGCGAUGCCAAGAGGAGUUCCUGCUCGCCUUUGAACAUUACAUCAACCACCGCAAACACAAAGUGGCGCACUUCUGGCCUAAGCUGCUAAUGAAAGUGACGGACCUGCGCAUGAUCGGCGCCUGCCACGCCAGCCGAUUCCUCCACCUGAAGGUGGAGUGUCCCACUGAGCUGUUCCCCCCACUUUUCCUGGAGGUCUUUGAGGACUGACCCAUGGGCGUGUGCGCAUUCUCGUAUGUGUGUGUCGAGGUCCUGGGCACCCUGACGGUCUCCGGGGCGGAGCCAGCAAGCUGCACAUCUCAAUGAACUGAGUGUCCCUUCAUUCCGUAGUUUAGGGGUCACGCUACGGUCCAGCUCUGACAUUCCUCACAGAUCAUGUGAGGAGCCCCUAGCUUUUCUUUUAUUUCAUGACUUGCUCUUAGAUUUGUUGACAAAGUGCUGAUCUAAUCAACGCUUGUUCUCUGGUGACAAACCACAAAAAUGUUUCUUCUCUUAAAAACGGGACGAUGCACUACAAGACGCCUAGUUCGCUUCUCUGCUUAUCCGACCUGUCUCAGUUUGUUCCCUCCAGGAUGUUUGGUACUUUGCUAUCACACUGUGAGCACACCCAUUAGCAGCUCCACACCCGAAGAUCAUAAACUCGUCCAGGUAGAGGAGAUGUCGCGUUUGGAAGUUUCAGAAAAAAUAGAAUUUUGCAGGAGAAGUCUGGCGAACUCUGAUUAAGAUGCAGCUCAACUUUACACGACUGACGAUUAAAUCGGAUUCUUUUUCGGGGAAAGUUCAACGAACCCGAACAUGUUUACGUCAUUUCCUCCCUUUGAUGCUCGUCCUCUCUUUGGUCCGUGGAAGGUUCCACGCUGAGGUUCACUUCAGCGUAAAGGUCUGUUUCCUGGGAACCCUGGUUCUCAGUAGAGUUCAGCCGAGCUUUCACGCCUGCCAAACUAAGAGGACCUUCAGAUGAAACCAGCUCUGGAUCAGACCUGGACCAAACCUGUCAGGAUGGCUGCUGCCUUAAAUGAAACGCAAACAUGUUAGCUUUGAUGAGAUCGUUUGAAAUGAAAGCUGUGAAGGAUGGCAGACAGACGAUACAGAUUUACAAACGCUGAAUCCACCCUAAUGUGUUUACCUGCUGUUCAUUCUGAAAUACAAUUAGGGAAAAUGCAAGCUGGAGCUGUGACUGUGGCGCCUGAAAGACAGAUAAAGGGUAAACCAAAGCUUUUGUUGCCUGAAUGUGAAGAGAAUUUCUUCGAGAGUUGACAAAUCGGGAAGAAGAAGAAGAAAAGAAUGCAUUUUCUGCUUUCACAAAGUUCUGUUGCAGAUUGUUCUACACAUCAGCACCUUCCCAGAUGUCUGUUCACUGUUCCAGAAUGAGAAAGUUCUCAGGUUGCAGAGCUCACUGAAUCUGAGUGAGAUCUCAAGUUCAGGUUUAUGUUUUUUGAAACACAACAGCUGCUGUUACACUUGAACAAUUUUUUUUUUCUUUGAAGAAAACAGUUAUUAACUCCUGGAAUGUGUGGAUUUCUUAAGUUUAUCUUUUUUUUUUCAUACGUUUGCUCACCUGAUUGUCACAGAGAGAUCGUGACGGCACAGAAAAACUGAGUUUUAAUGGUAAAGAUUCACAGGGAUUGAAACAACAGUAAAACAGGGGCGCACAGUCAGGGAAAGGACAAGCACAAAACAGCUCUCAGGGCAGGAAGUGGCAAUUGUGCAAACUCUUUUUUUUUUCUAAGCCAGUUUGUUCCCUUAUCAGUGAACUUUCCUCAUGGUGAGGUCAUGAGUUCUGCUUUUGCACUCACCUUCUACAGUCCUGUCACUUUAAGUCCUGGUGCUAUGGGAAGUUCAUUCUGUUUAUGCAUUCAAAGUGGGGGCACACACAGGUCAUCGAUGAGACCCCAUCACUGUGAGCCGCUGGUGGAUGCUGGCUCUCUCUCUCUGUCGGCAGGUCACAGAUGAGGGCCUGCGAGAUGCUGAUCUUCAGCCGCUCCUGGUGUGUCCACGUCUUUUUCAUUCGUCGCUUUUUUUUUUCCAAAGCUUGACGCACCUCCUCAAAGCAGUUUGUGACUUUUCUCCUCAUUUCCGUGAAGUGAUGCCUUUUUAAAAAAAAGCAAUAGACUUGCUUCGGUGUUUAAAUGACUUUAACCUAAAGAGCACUUGCACACCUUGCAGACUCAAGCAAAUGCACAGACAAUCAGAGGGGGAGAGAACAUGACCGCUGCCAAAGCCAGACUACGCUGAAAGAAAAUGUUGUUAGAAAACGAUUUUUCACUUUUACAGACUAGAGAUAGAAAAUUACAUUGUAUGUAAUAGAAUUCCUUUGUUUUAACAGUUCUGGGAUCUAGAAACAACAACAGAGCAAUCAAGAUCUGAUUUGCUGGACCCAGAUAUGUUUUAAGCAUCAAGUUGUCUUAAUAUUACAGGAAGUCCUCCUCAUAUUUACAAAAUUGUAGGUGAUUAAUGUUCACCUUAUACUAUGAUCAUUAGUGUUGGUCAGACCAGAGGGGCAUUGUGAGAUCCCACUGCUGACACCAGUGGCACAAACGUUAUGUAAAUGUAACUGCAGUUGUUGCCACCACUUUUGUUGAUUUGGCUCGGUUCUAAUGUUGAUAAAUCAGUGACUCCCCAAACCCAACCUGCUUAUUUACAGAGGUCCAAACUAGAAUGAAAUAAUACUGUGUUUUGAGCUCUUCUUUGGAUUCAUAAGUAGUGGGUUUAUUUCAAAUCAGUCUGUUUGGGUGCAGCAGAAAGACAUGAAACUUUAUACCACCUUAACCUGUGGUUCACCCGUACAGCUGAUCCUGAUGAUCUACCAAACCUUCAUGUUUUCCAGCUGUGUACCUGCUCUACACACGUUACCUUGAUCAGGUGGUUCUGAUGGGCCGAACAUACCUUCUUCAGCGAGCUAGUUGUAAUUGGUAAAUGGUUUGCACAUGUUUAGCACUUUUCUACCUAUCUAAGCACAUUGCUCACAUAAACACACUCAUUUACGGACUGAUACUAACUUAACUUUAAUCUAAUCUGACUCACUCCAGGCAGCUAUCGGAUGCUUUAACAUGUGACUGGGGUAACAAAGAGUCAAACUGACCCUUCAGUUAGCAGCCAACUGCUCGUCUACCUGUAUAGCAGCUGGAAAACAGAAAGUGCAGUAGAUCUAGAUGAAUAUUAAGAAAAUAUGAUGUAGCAAACAACCUGGAGAACUAUAAAACAGCUGACUGGACUGAUGUCAAUAAUAGAAAGAUAUGAUAAUAAUCCCAAAAUGCCAUCAUUAUCCUUUUUUGCAAAGAGAAGGAAAAAAACAUUAAUAAACCCAGCAUUACCUUUUCAAAUUAAAAGUAGCCUUACCCUUAUUUUAUAGUACUGUUCAGAGAUAAAAUGACAAAGUGCUUUUACCUAGGAAUACUUGGAAAACCAAACACAGAUAUAUGAAUAAAAAUUGGACCAAUCAAAUUAAAAUAAAACAAUGAAGAUUAUCCAUCUAUCCAUUUUUUAACCCGCUUUAUCCCUGUUGGGGUCACUGGUGGGCGAAGGCGGGGUUCACUCUGGACAAGUCCCAAGCCUGUCACAGGGCAAAAAUGAAGAUGAAAGGAAUCCAAAAUAAAGGCUACAAAUAUACUGAAUGUUCUUUUAAAUAAGAGUCCUUAGCUCCUUUGUGAGAACCAAUACUGAUUCCAACCACCCUUAAAAAGGCGUUAAAAAGAAGUUUUGAUCCAGCGACUUAAAAUGAAUUCUUAGAUUGACUGAAGCAAGGAAUAGAAUUCCUGUUAAAACUUCCUGAUAAUUGCAGCAUUUUGCACCAAAAGCAUGGAGAGUGAAAGCUAGAUCUGUUGACAGCCUUGCAUGAGAUUAAAUGUUUUUAGCCGAUUCUGGUCUAGGUUAGAUUAUUAUGAAAAAAAUAUUUUUUUUAAAAACAGAGGUGGACUUAGUUUGGUUUAAAAAAAAUCCAAAUACUUUCCAUUAAUGUCCUAUUCUAACUAUUUCUGGAAUGUAAAGACUCUUAUUGUGGUGGAUUAUGGGAGGGGCUUUAAAAACACAGACAAAGUCAUGCAUGAGAAAGGAAAAACUGAUGGAAUACAGUUGGGGGAAAAAAGACGGAUUUUUAUUCUAAUGUCGCUUUGAUUCAGUAACAUCUCUACCAGCAAGUUUGACAAAAGCAAUACAGUUAAGAAAAGUUUUUUGUUUUUUUCUUGGUAUUGUGGGCAGCAGCAAUUCACUAAAACCCAACAGACGUGGUCGGCAUCGCCUGUUGGUCCAGAAUGUGGUUUUGGGCAGUUCACUGUUCUCUCUCACCUAUUGUUCCUCUUUUGAUGACUCAGUUACAAACCAACCAGAAGACCUGCACCAUAGAAAACUCUUACAGAGGAAACAGGAUGUAUAUUUUCAUACUGCAGACUUAUUUUACAGAUGCAUGCAGCUCAACAAAGAUGUGGUUUUGGUUUUAUGAAAAUGAAUUCUCGGAAAAUCAUGUCAAUUUACGAAAACGUUUGUUUUUUUAAAGGCACUAAUGGACUGUCUGCACAAACUUCUUUUGGGACAACGUUUCUGUCGCACAUAAGCAGCAGCAGAAGACCCACAGAUUGUCUCUCAGUGUGUCUAAAUGUAUCCCUGUUCAGCUCAUCACAUACUGAAACACAGGAGGGAAUGCAGUCAUUUCCACAGGAAACUGUAAAUGCACAUGAUAGACUGCAGCUGAUGUAAAUAAAGAUCCUUUAAAGAAAA